CUUCUUAUCGUGCUUCGAUAAUAUUAUCGGAUUGUACGAUGACAAUCGUGUAGAUUUCGAGAGCCGAGAGAAGUCGCUUACCUGGCGUAGAAACAACACGACAGUAUGGCCUACUUCUGGAACAACAGUCCGGCGAAGCGGCCGGACACCGCGCCUCGAGGCCGAAGGACGAACUUUUUCUACCCGGAAGAAGAGGAGAGACCGCACUUCACGAGGACUUCUGCCCGAUUCGCGGAUGAAUUCACACUGGGCCAGGACGCAAUCACGCCGGAUGAUCCCAGGGUAAGAGGAGUCAUAGAGUAAAGUCGUUUUAAUGAUGCGAUAGUCAGUUAGACCAACACCUUUGCCAGCUUGUCAUGUAUCAAAUAUUCCAAAAAACACUAACGCAGUAUAUCCGUGCGGAGGCGCGCAAGGACUCUCCGUUCAACCGUGCGCACGAUAUGCAUCGGUUCGACCGGGAACUUUACCAGCACGAUCACAUGCAUGGGACGACGGCCGGUGUCGCCCAAAACGAGGCGUACGGGGUUGACCACGUAGCGCGGCACACGAACGUGACGAAGGAGGACUACGACAUCCAUCAGCACGAUCACUUACGCGGCACCUACGGGUCCAUUGCGGAAAACGAGGGGUACGAGGUGGACCAUGAAGUCGAUCCGGAUCGGAUCCACCGCUCCGCGCAGGAGGAGCACCACCACGACCACCAAAUUGGCGAGACCGCGGGCGUGGCCAGAACUGAGGGGGCGGAGGUGGAUGACCAGGAGUUUGUGUCCAGAUUCCCGCAUCGGGUGGACUACGCGAGGAGGGACCACUUGGUCGGAGUCGGGAUGGGCGUCAGGCCGCACCGGGACGAGCCAAAAAGCCCGAGGACGAAGGAGCGGGUACUUCCUUUUUAGGGGUUUUGUGCCUAUGAAAUAAAAAUCGGAAUAAACAAGGUCAAUACUACAAAGGCCCAUUUAACAUGAUAGUACGCGUUUACUACUUUUAAGUACUUUAUCGCAUUCAACACAUCUCUCAUCUGCUCGUCACCAGGACUACGACCCAGAUGGCACUGCGAAGAACAUUGUCCGGCACGACGAGUGGACGCUUGCGCACGGGAAGGAAAUCUACCAGAACUCCAUCCGUCCCCCGUACAAGCCGGCGAAGAAAUCGGAAACCGCCGCGGGAAACCUCCGGCUACCGCACCACUUGCACCAGGAAAACCGGUACGAAUACGAGGAUCCGCAGGAGGGCGCUUUUCAUCGCGGUACGGGGGAGCACUCCCCCAAGCACCACCUCGGGGGCAGCGGCAUGCAGGUGGUGCGGGAGCAGCCCGAGGCGCGGAAAAUGCUGACCGCGGGGAAGGCAAAAUACGACCCGGACAUGCACCUGCCCGUCGGCGGGUUCGACCACAUCCAAGCGGGCGUGGAGCGGCUGCAGCAACCCUACUACGACCACUACAAGGGAAAGAUGGUGUACCCGGGUGACGAGGUUGGCUACGACGCGAACGUGGGGCACGGAAAGCGACACGGCUACGGAAUCCGGGACGAGAUGAACAGCGCCAGGUCACAUUUCCAAAACGGCACGAUGACCUUCAAGGAAACGGAGAAAGAGGCGCACGAUUCCGUGCGAGGGAAGAAAAAAGUGGAGGGGAUGCACGACCACUACGACGCGCAUUCUGGGCUGGGGAUCCGGCAGUCGCAGCACAUGCAUGGGUCGAUAGGAAAGGAUUCCCUGGUGGACGAUACGGGUAUGGAGGAGCGAUGUGGCUACUUUUUUUUUCAUAAUAGAAAAAUCUAAGAAAAAUAAGCAUGUGAAGAAACUGUUGGUACAACUGCUUGCACUACAAGCGGAGCACAAAAAAAAAACCAAAAGGUCUUCCCCGUUUCAUCGGUCAUGGGAAGCACCGAGUGGACCACGAAGAAGACCACUACGACGGCAUGGUCUUCCGUGACGACGAGGUUAUCACUGGCAAAUCGCACAAGGUCCACGCCGUCGACCAGUUAGGCCAGGAUCUCAGCCCGUCCAGCCGGUCGCUGCAGGAGAAAACACACGGAAGAAAACACAUCAUGGUGGUGUCACAGGAAGGAGGCGUUUUUCCGGAUCCGGAUGGUAUGAAUACGACUUUUUCGAAAGCAGCGGCAGGGGCGCGUGAACCUGAUCAAUCUCCAUUUGGCUUUUCGUUUUGAUACAGCGUUGUAACUUUCACCGUCUUUCAACAGGUACCUUCAGCCCCAAGCUCACCGGGAGGAAAGCUGUUGACGAGCCUGGGUGUAAGGCGGGCGUGCACUUUGGCCCCGGACAAGUAGUGGAAGUUUUGAACAAACCAGUUGGUCGCGCGCAUAUCGAGUCCGAAGACCACAUCAAGCAAGUCUUCAGUCCCUUGGCAACCGCGUUUAGGGACGCGCCACUCGGUAUUAUUUGUGGCGUCUUUGCUCUCGAAAUAUAAAAGUGGCGUUGUAGUUGGUAGCCUCGAUGAAGAUGAACAUAAUUCGAUGAGUAAGUAAUUUUCUCGGUCUAGUUUGGCUGCGUCAACAAUGAUGAAUUCGGUUCGUACAAGCAUUUGCAUUUCUAAUACUGCGUGCUUGGAUUUGAUAGAGCCAGAGUUUCAUCGGUUGUUUCUCGUUCGUUCCAAAGUAGCUCUCUGUUGGCUGCGUAGUCGUACUACAUGAAAUACUUCUCGGUUGCCCUCGCUCGUCCACUUAGUCGUGCUAGGCCGUCCGUGCGCACUUUGGUGCUGAAGCAACAACGCAUUUCCUUUCCUGCUAGCAGCGUUUUUCAUCUUUCGUCAGAUCACCGGCAGCACAAUUAUCAGACCCCAUAAAAUUAAACAUUUGGCUUUGAUCUACCCUCCCCCGCCCUAGUAGAGCAGCAAACCUCACUGCGUACAUUUGUCGUUUUCCCGCGGCCGCCCUUGCCCAAAAUGGGAAUCUUCAAAAAGCCAAAGGAGCCCGAGCUCCAAACGUCGAUCACUCGACCGAUAGCAGCGCCCAUGCCCGAGUUCCUUUCGAAACAAUCCACCGACUCGCGCCCGGCGGGCGCUUCCUACUCGACGCGAGACCGGGAGUGUUUUUCACGCGGAUACUCGUUAUCCUUCCCCCUGCCCGAGGGCUACAUUUUGACCGAACGCAUAAAAAAAGAUAAACCGCUGUCUGCCGCGCAGCUGCGCUCGCAGAUCGAAGAGGAAAUCGCGGACGCAGGGUACCUGAGCAUCGGCGACCCGCAGAUGUGGGGCCGGACCUUAAUCGAGGAGAAGGGCUCGAAGUGGGAGAUUUCGGCCGUGGAUAUGUUUGGGAACACGGUAAACUAGAAUUUUGAAAAAUUAUAGCUUUCUCCUUGUUUUGCUUUGCAAUUGCAGCUCUUGCAACAUGAGAUCAUGUUCGUCGAUUUAGUUUGGCUGCGUCUUUCUCAUGAACAAUGAUUUUUGACACUGCAUCAUCGCAAUGUACUAAACCUACCACAGGUCUCCCGCGAGGGCACCACGGCCGACGACCUGGCCCGAGCCUUGUGUGCGUUGUCCCACGUGGAAAUGCGAAUGUUCGGGCUGCGAGCGCGCAUGGACCCCUUGCCCGAAGGGAAGGUGAAGAAAAGGCACAACCCAAGCAUGGUCUCCACGGGAAUGAACAUGGCGCUCACGUUCAAGUAUACACUUUUAUUUAGAUUUAUUCUUUGUCGUUCUUCUUUGUGAUGCUACUGCUGGCUUGCCAAGGAGAGAACAUGGCCAUGCAUGGUAUGCUGCAAUUCUUGUCAACACAUGCUACUACAUGAUCUGAACUUAAACAGCGAAAACGAGCUGCUGAACCAGCGGUAUGCGGCCAGAAAAUCAGUCCAAGAUGGUACCCGGUUCGGGCAGUUGAGUCAACGGGCCCAGGAUCCCGAGUUCGAGAAGCGCGGGACCAAGCACUUGUUCGACAACGUCAGGCAAGACCACUUCGUCGGGGGCACGUUUGAGUUGAAAGAAGAGGACGUGGCCGAGCAAGCUGUAGGCGCCCCGGACGCGGCCGGACACAUGCCGAGAAACUUCUACGGAGGGUAAUCAUCUUGCCAUGUUUUUUUGUGAAUGACGUAGACAUGCGCGGUCUAUAUAUCGGUAAUGCGAAUUGUAGUGUCAGGAAAAUAAUAGAGGACGAGUUGAAAGAGUGACGUGGAGCUGCAUCCACUGCGAGCUGCUAGUUUUGGAGGCAUCAGAGUGUUUUUUUCUUUAAAUUUCUUGUGUCUCGAGCGAUUGCGAUUCUGACUCGGCCGCGCACGGCAGAUGUGGAAGCCAGCCUGAUAGGGAUCGAAAAGACGGGGACACCGCAGCUGUGCGUUGAUGAAUUUGCAGAAGUGGGACUACUUCACGGAAGAAGGUCAACGGCGCGGCACAGGGAAAAAACAAAGAUUGGAUGGGCCGCGUCGCUCUCACUUCUGAACGAGCGUAGAAAAAAGCCGCGAAAAAACAAGCAAACAACAUCGAAUUUCAUAUCACAACAUCUUCUCACAACUUCUUCGAUUUAACCAAUCAGGCUGCAAGGAAUCGAAUUUUCGGGUCGCAGGAGGCGUAUAGCCAGCCAGGACGACAAGCAUCUUCAUCUCACACCCGACUGGCACUGGUCGAAUUUCGAGGAAAAGGAGCACAUCCACGGACUGAAAAAGGUUGACAAUCCAAGCGUGUACAAGGACCACUUGGGUCGAGAUAUGAUGCUCAGAGACGAAGAUACAAGAUUCGCAAAAGAGGGGGGAUCUAUCACAGGCGGUGGCAGAAGAAUGGUGGAAAUCGCAGCAGCCCACGACCACAUGCACGGAAGCAAGAUGGACGUGGACCGGCAGAAUUUCGAGGGAAAAAGGACCCACGUGAAAAUCACGGACAAGCGGGGGCAGGUGCACGACCACUUCACGAGAGACUGGAGAGAGGUGAGCGAGGAUUUUUCACAAACCCCCGGGUACGUCCCGGACCCGCGGGUGAUUCAGCAGAUGCAACUGCAACAAGAGCAGGAACAGCAGGCCCGCCUCCUGGCCUACGAUCCGCCCCCAAGGCAGCAGCCUAAUCCAAAUUACAAGAACCCAGCGCAGCCGCGAGGCUCGGCGACACUUCCGUGGCGCGAACAGUACCAGCCUGGUGCUGACCGCUUCAACUAUUGAAAUGCGUAAUAAAUAAACGUAAAUCAAAACUGUCAGUCUGCAGCGAGAGAUCGCGCGCGGUCGGCGGGCGCGCGACUAUCAGUCCGAUCGGAAGCACUUCGAGAACAUCGGUACCGUGAGUACAGAGUACAGCUCUGCGCCGCUGAUGCAAAGGAAGGCGCGCAUCGAUCCUCGCUACGGACCGCCAGGGUUCUUUGAAAGUAGCAUCCGCUUGGAGUAAUCGAAGCGUUUCAAAAUUAACCGAGUUUCGGAAUCUAUUGUUUCUCAUGUACAAAUUUUCUGUUCUAGUUCUUUAUGACUGUCGACCUUAAUCCCUCCGUUUUGCUUUUCCAUCGCAAUGUACCUAAAAAGCAUAUAAAGUACGGUCGCACUUCUAUAUGCAACUUUGCUCAUUCGUUUCCUAUUUGUUUCUUCCCACGGCAAGAAGUCUCACUCUUUCUGUUCAAUGUCGCAGUACAAGGCAGAGUGAAAAAUGUACCUAUUGGGCGGCAUAAUUUUUAUAGUACCUCAGGAGCAGCUAUUUUGCACAAAAUUACUAAGCUUUAGUAGUCACAACUGAAGUAUCAGUAUCAUCAUCUUCGGUCGCUAGCAACGGUAGAGCUUUUCCUUUUGUACGCCAUUUUUUGUGUCGUUGUACCCAAAGGUGGAUGUUGGAUGAACCCUUUCUGCAGGAUUGACAUGCGAUUGAGUGAAACUUUAUCUUCUGAAUCUAUCGCUUUGUCGUGAGAACCCGCCGACUACGCCACUGUGGUGGGGCCCCUUGUCUGUGCACGUUAUAGACUAUGUCAGCGUUCUUGAUUGUUUAUUUUCAUUUUGGC
Messenger RNA from Amoebophrya sp. A120, 5915 nucleotides. NCBI's taxonomy places the organism in Eukaryota, Dinophyceae, Syndiniales, Amoebophryaceae. The record is from the annotation of a GenBank genome assembly.